CGACUGGACGUCGAAAUGCUGCUCUCUCACGCGUUCAGUGCACAUCCAGCAUCUGAGCGUACCAUGUGCUUCCUCUUGCUCGUUUAUCUCCUCUUAUCGGUCGACGCUCAAGACGUUAGCGCGGAGGAAGUGGACUGCCAAGUUUACAACCAUCUUUACGUUUGCCUGGCCAACGGCGUGCUGCAGAGCGUCGCGUUCGAGGAUGUCAACGCGGUGCAGACCAUCGACGACAUAGAAUUACACAUGGAAAGCCUCGGGAUCACCGACAUAGCCAAAGACGCGUUCCUCGAGGUCGCCAAUUCCUCGGCGCUCUAUAUUCGCGACAACCAAAUGUCCACGAUAUCGAAACACUAUUUCUCCGCGCUGGAUCAAUUGACAUACUUGGAUCUCAAGAACAACACCAUCAGGGACAUCGAGGAUGGCGCGUUCAUCAGACUGCAGAGUUUGGAGACGUUGCUGUUGGAUUGCAACAACAUCUCCACGUUUCGACCAGGAGUUUGGAAGGGUCUUGCCGAUCUUCACGAACUAUACGCCACCAACAACAACAUAGUGCUCAACAGAAACAUGUUCAGAGGUCUCAGACACCUGGAAACGCUGGCGUUGGACUCGAACGAAAUCUCGGAGGUGCCGAUCGGUGCGUUCAACGGUCUUCCUCACAUCGAUCUUCUCUAUUUGUCCAGAAACAAAAUUUCCAAUCUUCAACCGGAGUGUUUCCGCGGCCUCGGCGCGAUCAACGAGCUUGAUCUCGGUAGAAAUCGAUUGAAAACCAUUUACGCCGGGAUGUUUCGAUAUUUGAAGAACCUGAAUUCCCUGUGGCUGAACGGGAAUCAAAUUUCUACGCUCACGGCGGACGUCUUCGACGGUUUGGACAAUCUGUUGCUACUGUUUCUGAACAACAACGAGCUGAGUUUCGUGGACAUGUCGGCUUUCGCCAGGAUGAAGAACGUCACGGUCGAGCCGGGCUUCGUGAUACGGGGAUCGACGUUCGAUAAAGCUUUCAAAGUGCACGGACGAUUUCGGUGCAACGAAGUCGCGUUCGAAUUGCCUUACGAAUGCACGGAAAUCAAGUAAAUCGGUUUUCUUAUUUUGUUACGCAAUCGGCCACGGAAGAGUCCAUGGAAAUUCGCGACGUGAUUCAAGAUACGAGUGCUUUUGAUAAUCAUGUAGUUCGUAAAUCGUUUGUCGGGCAAAGUUAAAAAUGUUUUUAGUAACGAACAAGAUAUGAUUGCACCAAUAUGUAUACACAUCUAUCGCAAGUGUAUUAAAGUUUACAAAAAUCGUUCCUAUCGUUACAUCAAUCUUUGCUAAUUUGCAAUUGUAUCGAGUGAAGCAUGAA
Colletes gigas is the source of this 1336-nucleotide messenger RNA. RefSeq names its product leucine-rich repeat-containing protein 15-like. Gene Ontology annotation, molecular function: protein binding. The coding region runs from base 16 to 1071 and encodes 351 amino acids. The record is from RefSeq and is a predicted model, not a curated record. Lineage: Eukaryota; Metazoa; Arthropoda; Insecta; Hymenoptera; Colletidae. The transcript has a single exon. Gene Ontology annotation, cellular component: extracellular matrix.